This is a messenger RNA of Verticillium nonalfalfae, 705 nucleotides long. It is a transcript of the gene PEX11, whose product is annotated as Peroxisomal membrane protein PMP27. Gene Ontology annotation, cellular component: peroxisomal membrane. Bases 1 to 705 code for a protein of 234 amino acids. The record is from RefSeq and is a predicted model, not a curated record. The transcript is spliced from 2 exons. Gene Ontology annotation, biological process: regulation of peroxisome size; peroxisome fission. NCBI's taxonomy places the organism in Eukaryota, Fungi, Ascomycota, Sordariomycetes, Glomerellales, Plectosphaerellaceae.
AUGGUCGCCGACGCUCUCAUCUACCACCCCUCUGUGGCGCACUACCUGCGCUUCGUCGCAACCACCGUCGGGCGCGACAAGUUGCUGCGUACCCUUCAAUACUUUGCCCGCUUCUAUGCCUGGUACCUCCUCCGCACCAACGGCACGGCUGCGCAGACUGCUCCCUGGGAUGCCAUCAAGAAACAGUUUGGCCUGACCCGCAAGCUGAUGCGCGUCGGCAAGAACGUCGAGCACUUCAAGGCCGCCGCCGCCGCUUCCGACGCCAAAACCACGGAUCCCAUCCUGCGCUACGCCGCCGUCGGCCGCCAGCUCGGCUACGCCGGCUACCUCUCCUUUGACAUGGCCACCGUCCUAGAUGCCGUCGGCAUCCGCAAGUCGCCCCGCGCCAAGACCCUCCAGCGCGAGGCCUAUCGCUUCUGGGCCAUGGGUAUUGCCUGCAGCGUCGUCGCGCAGGUGUACACGCUCUAUCGCCUCCAGCAGCGCGAGGCGCGAGUCGAUAAGAAGGAUGGUGAAGGCGUGGUCGAGGGAAAGAGGAUAGCCCUGGAACGAGCUGCUAGCCGACUUCAGCUCCUGUCUGAUGUCUGCGACCUGUCCGUGCCGACCUCGGCUCUGGGCUGGGUUGCCGUCGAUGAUGGCCUGGUCGGCCUUGCUGGAACCGUCAGCAGUCUCAUCGGGGUAUAUACACAGUGGAAGAAGACGGCGUAG